Pteronotus mesoamericanus is the source of this 1206-nucleotide messenger RNA. RefSeq names its product cytochrome c1, heme protein, mitochondrial. The record is from RefSeq and is a predicted model, not a curated record. NCBI's taxonomy places the organism in Eukaryota, Metazoa, Chordata, Mammalia, Chiroptera, Mormoopidae. The transcript is spliced from 7 exons. Gene Ontology annotation, biological process: mitochondrial electron transport, ubiquinol to cytochrome c. Gene Ontology annotation, molecular function: heme binding; electron transfer activity. The coding region runs from base 32 to 1009 and encodes 325 amino acids.
GGGAACGGCGGCCGCGCUGAAGAGGGCCAAGAUGGCGGCUGCGGCGGCUUCGUUUCGCGGGGCAGUGCUCGGCCCUCGGGCCGCGGGGCUGCCCGGCGCGCGUGCCCGGGGUCUGCUGUGCGGCGCGCGGCCCGGGCAGCUCCCGCUGCGGACGCCUCAGGCAGUGUCCUUGUCGUCGCAGUCCGGCAUGUCCCGGGGCCGGAAAGUGAUGCUGUCAGCGCUGGGCAUGCUGGCGGCAGGGGGUGCAGGCCUGGCUGUGGCUCUGCAUUCCGCCGUGAGUGCCACCGACCUCGAGCUGCAUCCCCCCAGCUAUCCGUGGUCCCACCGCGGCCUCCUCUCUUCCCUGGACCACUCCAGCGUCCGGAGGGGUUUCCAGGUGUAUAAGCAGGUGUGCUCCUCCUGCCACAGCAUGGACUACGUGGCCUACCGCCACCUGGUGGGCGUGUGCUACACUGAGGGGGAAGCCAAGGCCCUGGCUGAAGAGGUGGAAGUUCAGGACGGCCCCAAUGAGGAUGGGGAGAUGUUCAUGCGACCAGGAAAGCUGUCUGACUACUUCCCCAAACCUUACCCCAACCCUGAGGCCGCCAGAGCAGCCAACAACGGAGCACUGCCCCCUGACCUCAGCUACAUCGUGCGAGCUAGGCACGGUGGUGAGGACUACGUCUUCUCCCUGCUCACGGGCUACUGUGAGCCGCCCACCGGCGUGUCUCUACGGGAAGGCCUCUACUUCAACCCCUACUUCCCUGGCCAGGCCAUUGCCAUGGCCCCUCCUAUCUACGACGAGGUCUUGGAGUUUGAUGAUGGCACCCCAGCCACCAUGUCCCAGGUAGCCAAGGACGUGUGUACCUUCCUGCGCUGGGCAUCAGAGCCAGAGCACGACCAUCGCAAACGCAUGGGGCUCAAGAUGUUGAUGAUGAUGGGCUUGCUGUUGCCCCUGUUUUACGCCAUGAAGCGGCAUAAGUGGUCAGUCCUGAAGAGCCGGAAGCUGGCUUAUCGGCCACCCAAGUGACCCUGCCUAGUGUCUGCUUGCCGUCCUGCUUGAACGGGCCCUUGAGCCAAGGCGCCACCUGGGCCUCUUCAGGCCGCAGCCGGCCCUCUUGGCGAAGCCCCUCUUCCUCAGGGACAGGAGGAGAGGGGGCAGGAGACCGAGCUUGAGCUCGAUUCUCCAGCCUCAAUUAUCAUGGAAAUAAAUUAAGUUUCUCAGUG